This is a messenger RNA of Meleagris gallopavo (turkey), 6117 nucleotides long. The record is from RefSeq and is a predicted model, not a curated record. Lineage: Eukaryota; Metazoa; Chordata; Aves; Galliformes; Phasianidae.
GGCUCUGAGCACCUGAUGGAUCUGUGGGUGUCCCUGACCAUUACAGGGGAGUUGGACCAGGUGGUUUUUAAUGGUCUCUUUCAACUCAAAAGAUUCUGUGAUAUCUAUAACUCUGUUGUGUUUUCUUUUUCAGGAAGCCCUUACCAGCCCAUAAUUGAAGAACUAAGAAACUAUCCACAAAAGAGGUUCUACAAUGUCUCAAAGCUUGGAGGCACCAAGUAUGAUAUUCUGCCUUAUUCCAUACGAGUGUUGUUUGAAUCCAGCAUCCGUAACUGUGAUGGCUUCUUGGUGAAAGAAACAGAUGCUAUGAACAUUUUAGACUGGAAAACAAAGCAGAACGAUGUCGAAGUGCCCUUCUGUCCUGCCAGAGUUGUUCUUCAAGAUUUUACUGGAAUUCCUGCAAUGGUGGAUUUCGCUGCAAUGAGGGAAGCAGUAAGAAAUGCUGGAGGAGAUCCUGUGAAAGUCAACCCUGCCUGUCCAACUGAUCUCACUGUUGACCAUUCUCUGCAGAUUGAUUUCAGCAAAUGUGCAAUACAGAACGCCCCGAACCCCGGGGGCGGUGAGGCGCAGAAGCUGACAGCAGCAAAGCUUUCUCCGCUGAAGGGACAGCCGCGGAAACUGCCGUGCCGGGGUCAGAGCAGCUGCAAGGGGCCCUGCAGUGCUGGGGAGCUGAGCCGUGCCUCGGGGCAGUUCUCUGCACAGAUAGAGAACACACCUAUCCUCUGCCCUUUUCACCUUCAGCCAGUGCCUGAGCCUGAGACAGUAUUGAAAAAUCAAGAGAUGGAAUUUGGCAGAAAUAGAGAGAGGCUUCAGUUUUUUAAGUGGAGUUCAAAAGUUUUCAAGAAUACUUCCAUAAUACCACCAGAGACUGGAAUGGCACACCAGGUUAAUUUGGAGUAUCUAUCAAGAGUUGUAUUUGACGUGAAAGAUUUCCUAUAUCCAGAUAGCGUGGUUGGCACAGAUUCUCAUACAACCAUGGUAAAUGGCUUGGGUAUCUUGGGCUGGGGUGUUGGGGGAAUUGAAACAGAAGCUGUGAUGCUGGGGAUGCCAGUUACUCUCACUCUGCCUGAGGUGGUUGGGUGUGAACUGACGGGCACAGCCAGCCCACUUGCUACAUCCAUAGACAUUGUUCUGGGCAUUACAAAGCAUCUUAGGCAAGCUGAAGUCGCUGGAAAAUUUGUGGAGUUCUUUGGGAGUGGAGUUUCCCAACUGUCUGUGGCAGAUCGAACCACAAUAGCAAAUAUGUGUCCCGAAUACGGUGCUAUGCUGAGCUUUUUCCCUGUUGAUAAUGUGACGUUGAAGCACUUAAAGCAUACAGGUUUCGAUGAGGCCAAGCUUGAGGUUAUGGAAGCAUAUCUUAAAGCUGUGAAGCUAUUUAGAAAUGAUGAGAGUUCUUCCAGAGAACCCGAGUAUUCCCAGGUAGUGCAAAUUAGUUUAAGUUCUAUAAUUCCUCAUGUCAGUGGCCCCAAGAGAUCCCAAGAUAGAGUGGCUGUCAAUAACAUGAAAAGUGACUUCCAAACCUGCUUAAAAUGAAAAGGUUUGUACAACUGCUGUGUUCUUCAAAAGGCUGGCGUUAAAGGGUUUCAGAUUGCAGCUGAAAAACAGAAUGACAUUGUACCUGUUCAGUAUGAAGGAAACCAGUACGAGCUCUCUCAUGGCUGUGUUGUCAUUGCUGCAGUAAUCAGCUGUACAAAUAACUGCAAUCCAUCUGUCAUGCUCGCUGCAGGACUCCUGGCCAAAAAGGCAGUUGAAGCUGGCCUAGAGGUGAAGCCCUACAUAAGAACUAGUCUAUCACCAGGCAGCGGAAUGGUUACACAUUACCUCAGUUCCAGUGGAGUAUUACCAUACCUCAGUAAGCUUGGGUUUGAGGUUGUUGGUUAUGGAUGUUCAACGUGUGUUGGAAACACUGCUCCCCUUCCAGAAGCCAUCAGGAAUGCAAUAAAGCAGGGUGAUAUCAUUGCCUGUGGAGUGCUGUCUGGAACAAAGAACUUUGAAGGACGUCUGUGCGACUGUGUCCGUGCCAACUACCUUGCUUCUCCCCCACUUGUAGUUGCAUAUGCUAUUGCAGGCACUGUUAGAAUAGACUUUGAGACUGAGCCUUUGGGCACUGGCGUUAAUGGCAGAAGUAUCUACUUAAGGGAUAUUUGGCCCACGCGGAAAGAACUACACACAGUGGAGGAAGAGUGUGUGAUAUCAUCAAUGUUUAAGGAAUUGAAAGAAAAAAUGGAGAAAGGAAACAAACGAUGGAAUUCACUGGAAGCACCUGAGUCACCUUUAUUUCCCUGGGACUUGAAAUCCACUUAUAUCAGAUGUCCUUCCUUCUUUGAUAAACUUGCCAAAGAACCAGUUUCCCCACAGCCGAUUGAAAAUGCCCAUGUCUUGCUCUAUUUGGGAGAUUCUGUAACCACAGAUCACAUAUCUCCUGCUGGAAGCAUUGCAAGGAGCAGUGCUGCUGCUAAGUACCUGACUAACAAAGGACUCACACCUCGUGAAUUCAACUCGUAUGGGGCUCGACGGGGUAAUGAUGCUGUGAUGACAAGGGGUACAUUUGCUAAUAUCAAGCUUCUGAACAAGUUCAUAGGAAAACCAGCUCCUAAAACAAUUCACUUUCCAUCAGGUCAAACGCUAGAUGUGUUUGAAGCAGCGGAACUGUACCAGAAAGAAGGCAUUCCUGUAAUUAUUUUAGCAGGAAAGAAGUACGGAUUGGGCAGCUCAAGAGACUGGGCAGCAAAAGGGCCUUUUCUACUGGGUGUUAAAGCUGUCCUAGCUGAAAGCUAUGAAAAAGUCCAUAAAAGUCAAUUGAUUGGAAUUGGCAUAGCUCCACUUCAGUUUCUUCCUGGAGAAAAUCCAAAUACUUUGGGUCUCACUGGCAGAGAGCAGUUCUCUAUAUUAUUCCCUCCAGAGCUGUCGCCCAAAAUGACUUUGGAUAUUAAGACAAGCACUGGGAAAGUGUUCAGCGUGUUUGCCUUGUUUGACAACGAUGUGGAGAUAACUUUGUACAAAAAUGGUGGAAGUCUAAACUUUGUGGCUCGAAGAUUCUUAUAGUAGCUACUGACUGUAUGGGCACCUCGCACUAACUGGUAACUCUGAAAAUGCCUUGUGUGAACCCAGGAAUCUGUACUGUGGAACUGCAGACAGCCCUAGUGUGCUCUAAGUUACUUCGUCCAUGGAUGUAAAAGAUUGUGAAUCAUUGUAACUGCAGCAAGAUCCUUCCUGAUUUUAAAUAAUAUUCUAAUGGUGCUAUUAAACAUUGCUAAAAUCGACGUGUGUUAUGGCAGAGAGAGCUGUAAGUAUGGAGGGGAUGUUUUCUCAGACCAUUUUGUAAAUAAACCGUGUGAAAUCUCAAACUGAUUGUGCUGAAGAUUAUUAUGUAAGAAGGUUUUCUGCAGUUGUUUCACUUAGUUUUUGCACCUGUAAAUCUGUGUACUGCUGUUGGUUUAAGGGUAGCAGGUGGUAUGGAAGGUUAAAAGCCAAACAGAUGGGUGGUUUGCUUUUUUGGCGUCCAGAGCUCGAAAUAGAUCUUCAGUUUUGAAUGUCUUGCUUACUAAAUGAUGGGCACAUAAGGCCCCCUGUGUCCCAUUUUAUUAUUUUAUUUUAUUAUAUCCCUUCCGGAUCCAGAUGGAAAACCGAUCAACCCAUGAAGUGCUGUGGGCUAUAGAAGUACAGUGUUUUUGUGGGCAACAUCUCUGCUUGUAAGAGAAUGCCCACAGUACAUGGCUGGUGUUGAAGUGCAGUCCCCCCCCCCAGCAUUCUGGUAAGCUGCAGUGUCCUUCAGUUGAGAACUUUGUCAUAUCUUCCUUAAGCUUGUCCUCUGUAGUGUUGGUUUUUACUGUAUUGUCUGAUAUCACUUGCCAGAGAACUUCCCUCAGUAUUUUAACCUUUAAGAAUUUGUAUUACGACUCUUUAAUUACUCUGCUUUAUAUGCAGCCUAUGUCUAAUCAGUUUUACUUGUCACAUGUUAAAUUGCUGAGGUAGCCAUGCUGCCUUUUAAUGCUUUGGAAUGUUUUUUAGUUUGCGGCUCUUCCAAACAGGCAUCAGAUUCCCCUGCUGAAGAUCGCAGAAUACUGAACAGAUUUGGCUCUUGGCCACUGCAGCUCCACUAAAUCUAAUUAUGAGCAUAUUGCUUAUAAAAACUGUUUUGUAUUUAACAUUAAUGGAAGAUGCACGGUUUCUGCAGAAAUGCUUUUGUUUUAUCACUUAGCUUGAUCACUGAGAGCUGCUGAUCUGUGCCGGUUUGUCUUCACUGAUGGCUUCAGGUAUUUCUGUGCUCCUGUAUCUUGAACGGCUUCAUGAUACCACUUAUGUUUGUAGAGUGAUGGAUUGCUUUUGGAGGACAAAGCUGCAGAAACCUGCCUAUGAAUGUCAAGAUUAUGCUUUUAGAUUUUUGAUCUUGAUAAACAUUGUCUUAAAUGUCCUAACUUGCCCCAAGACUCCACUAGUUUUACUGUGUAUGCUUUCAGUCUAUAACUAGAUGCUAAGCCGGCUGACGUGCAAACCAACAUGUGCACUAUUGGCAUCCUUAAAUAGUAUGUUUGUGACAUGCCUAAAAGCCUGAAAAAUGAACCCUGACACAGUUAUAUCAAUAUAACAUAAUUCUGAGACAGUUCAGCUGCAAACUUCAAUUCCAUUGGCAUAGUUCUGAUACUUUUUUUUACUAGACAAAAUUCCAUAAGGUUUGGAAUUCUGUAUAACCUGUUCCAAUAAUUUUACUGUGUUUUUCUUUUAGCUGAGAUGAGAAAAACUAUUCCAGUGACUCAUACCACUGAUAUGGGUAAUAAAUCAAUGCAUUUUCUAAUAGUAUAUUCAACUGAAUGCUGAAUGGUUUUCUGUUCUGUGGUACAUUCUGGUAAUUUUAUCAAGAAUUGAGAUCUUACUACUUGUCUAACAGCAUCUAAUACUUCUUUUCCAGCUCAAAGGUAUAUUCAUAAUUGAAGACAAUGCAUGUUCAUUACUAAGGAACAAAUCUGACUUUAGAACUGACGCAUAAUGAUGCUUUGUGCAGGAGAUCAAUGAAGUACAGCUGCAAGGCUAUCUAAAAUACUUGUGUAACUGCUAGUGCUUGAGUGGGGCACAGCCUCCUGCCCUCCCAGUGCAGUGACGCUCCUUGCCUCAGAAGGAGACAGUGAUCCAAGCCAUGUCAAGGUAAACCAGUAUUGUGAAGUGCAAUUUCAAGGGCUGUGACUUAGAGUUGUUGCCACCAAUACUCAUCUCUUAAGAAGCGUGAUGGUUUCAUUACCAUAGCAACUACUUAAAAUCUGCUGCACUCCUAUGCCUUAAUGUCAGUGAAAGGCAGCUCCAAGUGCAGAUGCUGUUGACCUGGAGGCUCCUGCUACUGUUGCUGCUGUGGGUCCUCUCCCAACCACACCAAUGUCUUUGUGACUUGUGCAGACUGACUCCCACCCUUAAGAUGGGUAUGCCUGAAGGUGGUAGGUGCUGAGGGGAACACACUGUUCAUGUACCCAUCUCUUGCUUCUCACCCAGUAGUGAGCUGCCAUGAUCCAUGGUCGUGUGCCUGCACCCCUCCCCUUGUGCAGCAGGGAGUGCCAUCAGGUCAGGUCAGUAGCUUGGCAAUGAAGGCAGGACGUUGAACUUUGAGCUCACUGCUAGGAUCCUGUGAGCUUGAGAUGGGCAGCAGUGAAGCCUGCUUCUGGCAGUGGCAGGAUACAAUGCAGGCAGAGGAUUGCUGUGAUCACACAAAAAAAGCAUUGUUCAAUUAGACUUCCUAGUAUCUUAAAGUAUAGGAGAAAAUACUCCUGUUUGAAGAAGUGACUGUGUUAGAUGUAUUUAACCUAGAAUUCUCUCUCCAGUUUGAUUUGGAGAAGAAUAUUCCAGUUUUUCUAAACAUUUACUCUUUGUGCCCUCCCAAAUGACCAAGCUUUGGGAUAGUGUUGAUGUUUAUACAUUUUACACCUAAGUUUAAGGACAUGAAAUUCUGUAUAUUAAUCGUAUUUAAGCAACUGCAAAUCAGUGUCUGCUGUUCAAAGCCAACAAAAGAGUUGAAGUUUUAAGUUCAGUGUGUAUUGUAUAGAUAUCUUACCAGAAGUUCAGCUGAUGACAAUUGUGCAUAAAAUGUUACUGAUACUGUAAAUUAUUUUUAAUAAAGAAAAUUGUAUCACA